UCCCCUCUGAACUUUACAAAAACUCUCCACGAUCUUUUCUCAGUGGUUUUGAAUAAGACAUGGAAUAAACUGCUCCCAGACACCUGCUUUUGUGGUUGUAUUUUGGUUUGAUGCAGUCAUAUCAUCAUUAGCUAAUGCAACUGUGUUUCUAUUUUAUUGGUUUAGUCUAAUUAAACCAGACAAGCACAAGUUCUAAAAUAUAAUGAAGUUUGUCGAAAGCAAAACAUUUUUGUGGGGGAAUUAGGUUUAUGGAGGAUCAUAUAUAGAUAUCACUUUGAUAUGUAACACGAAGCCACUCCUCCUUUCUACAUUGCAUUUGCUUCCUACUUAAACAUGACUCAGUGAGAAAGCACUACAGCAGAGACCCUGUCAUCACUUAACUAAUACUGCAUUUCAUCCAUGACUAGAGUAACUCAGUUCUCCAUGUCAGAUCUCUACAUGAUGAUUAGGUUUCUUUUCUGCUAUUACCUCACAGCAGGUAUUUCUCUGGGAGUUCAGGUCCAUCAGUCUCCUCCUGCUGUCGUCAGAAAGGCUGGUGAUGAUGUGCAGCUUUUCUGCACACAUGGACAAAGGGACUACAGAGUGAUGCUGUGGUACCAGCGGUCACCUGGAGACAAGGCUCUGAAACUUGUUGGAUAUGGAUAUGCACAGUUCAAAAACGACAGCGUGGAAGAGGCGUUUAGAAAACAUUUCAAAUUAGCUGGAGAUUUGAGUGGAGACCAAAAAAAUGGUUCACUGUCCAUUACUGAUCUAAAAGCACACAAACACACCGCAACGUACUUCUGUGCUGCCAGGGAGGCACAGUGGAUCAAACAUCCAUCUGCUCUUGACAAAAACCUCUUUACCCCUCCACUCUGAAUGUAGGUUAAAGAGUAAACGGGAGGUCUAUAUAUAUAUAUUUUAAAUCUAUGUCAUAACCACAAGGAAGCACAGACAGCAAAUAAGUUUUGUUAGUGAAAUGACAAAAUUGCCUAGUGCAAUUAUGCUCAGUACCCUUGAGUGUAAUUGAACAAAAAAAAUAAGGCAGAGACUAAAUGAAAGAAAGUUUCUCAGUGUCAACUUAUGCUCUACAUCUCUACAUCACUUCCUGCCCCUCCUUCUGAUACACAAAGCACAGCAGAGACUCUAGCUGGUUCUUCACAUUCAACAUGAUGCCAUCUCGUUUCAUCGUUUCCAUCAUCACUGUCUUCUGCUUUAAAGGAGUUUACCUCAGUAAAGAAAAACAAGUAUUUCAGAACCCACCUGAACUGCUGAUGAAACCAAACGGUGAAGUCAACCUGAGCUUCACACAUCAAAUCCCGAGCUAUGACACUAUUCUCUGGUAUCAGCGUUCAGCAGGAGACACUUCCCUAAAGCUGAUUGGCUAUAUGUAUUAUAAGACUCCUAAUGUUGAGCCGGCAUUUCAAAGCCACUUUAAAGUGAGUGGCGAUGGAAAGAAAACAGCUUAUCUUCACAUCCUGAACCUGACGCACCCUGAAGACAGUGGAGAAUAUUUUGGAGCAGCAAACAUUGUUUUAUCAUCGCUUAUGAUCCAGCAAACACCUGUAAAUUCUCUGAUAAAACCUGAACAAGAAGAAGCCCGUCUUGAGUGUUACCAUGGAGACAACAACUAUCCCUACAUGCUCUGGUACAGGCACAGGUCAGCAGCAGGAGGCCAAAGGGCCAUGGAGCUGAUCGGACUGCUUCAUUAUGAAAAACCAAACCUCGAGAACAACUUUGAAGCACGUUUCAACAUAACGGGCCAUUCAAAGGGCCGAGCUCAGCUUGUUAUCUCCAACAUAAACCCAACAGACAGCGCAACGUACUUCUGUGCAGCGAGUCAGCACAGUGUUUCAACUCCUCUGGCUCCUUUACAAAAAGCUGGUGGCCCAGUAUCAAACAUGCACCUGCAUCAAACCUAA
This is a messenger RNA of Siniperca chuatsi (mandarin fish), 1901 nucleotides long. RefSeq lists its product as uncharacterized. The transcript has 4 exons. NCBI's taxonomy places the organism in Eukaryota, Metazoa, Chordata, Actinopteri, Centrarchiformes, Sinipercidae. Gene Ontology annotation, biological process: cell surface receptor signaling pathway. Bases 1149 to 1901 code for a protein of 250 amino acids. The record is from RefSeq and is a predicted model, not a curated record. Gene Ontology annotation, cellular component: plasma membrane.